AUGAAUCUCAUGAACGUCGAAAACGAAGUUUCAUUACGUUUAGGAGGUGGUAAUAUUAAUCCAGUUAAUGGAACAGUUCAAGAUGAAUAUCCUAUUAAUUCAUUUUAUGCAGUUUUAGAUAUUAUAGUUGCAUCUAUUAAAGAAAGAUUUGAUGAAAAUUAUUUGCAUGUUAUAGUUUUAUGUGAAAAGUUAUUCCUGAAUAAAGAUGAUUUAAGAGCAAAACAACGAUUAUAUAAAAUAGCACUUGGUGAAAAACAACAAUGGAAUUUAACAAGAGCAACAAAAGUUUUCCUGCAACACAAUAUUCAUCUAUCACUUUCAACAAUGAAUCAAUUGUUGAAAAUUUUAUGGACCAUACUUACUAAUGUGUGUGGUUGCGAAAGAAGCUUUUCAUCAUUAAGAAGAAUCAAAACGCAUAUUAGAAAUACAACUGAACAAGAACGAUUAACAUCUUUAGCAUUAAUAAAUGCAGAAAAAGAGUAUCAAAUUGAUAUCGAUGCUAUUGUAACCGAUUUUAUGUCAAAAAAAGACGAAAGAAAAAAAACUAUUUUGAAAAUAAAUAAAAGAAUUGUAUAUAAUUCUUGA
Messenger RNA from Rotaria sp. Silwood2, 585 nucleotides. The record is from the annotation of a GenBank genome assembly. NCBI's taxonomy places the organism in Eukaryota, Metazoa, Rotifera, Eurotatoria, Philodinida, Philodinidae.